AAAGCCCCACCUCCCUAAAACCCACUUCAAUGUAGAUCAUUUUUGCCUCUAAUGAUGUCAGGAGAUAGAAAUAAGCAUAAUAAUACAAAAUAUUUACUAUGCAAAUUGCCAUACAUGUAACUGUGUGCCGUUGCUAACAAUGGCAUGACAAGUCUUCAUACAAUAUGCCACCUCAAAAUCUUUUUUUGAUGAUUUUUUUUUGACAAAGCAGUAAGUAACUAUGACAGUUUGAAUGUUAUAAAAUGUAUAAUGCACAUCCAAAUUUUGUCCCCUUAAAAAUUUCAAAUUAACAAGAAAUUGUGUUUUUCACUUCAGAUUAGAGGGUAGUAGUAAGUCAUGUACAAUCUUUAGAGGGUUCAUGGAGAUUUUUAACAUUGUAUUUGUCACCCAUGAAACCAUCAUCACCACUGUUGCUGCAACUAAGUUUUUUUUUUCACUUACUGCACAUAGGGGUGCAGCCCCCUUCCGAGAAAAUAAAUAAAAUAAAAAACCACUUAAAAUAUUGGAUGAUCUACCAAAUAAACAAGGUUUGAAUUGUGAUAAUAACAUUUUUUUUGCAAUUAUUAUUUCUAAAGGGGAAGUUCACCCUGAUAAGAAGUUUAUUAUAAAAAUAGCAGAAAAAAUAAUUUAUAAUAUUGGUGAUUGUUUGAGGAAAAUCUGUGAUAGAUUAAGAGAGUUAUUAGAUUUUUUUUUAUUUGUGACGUCAUAGACGAGCAGCUGUCCCAUGUGUUAUGUAAAAAAAAAGCCUAAAUUUCAACUUUUUGAUGGUCCAUGAUGACUAGUUAAUUUUUUUUUCUUCCAGGAGCAGGUGUAAAAUGAUUUGUAUGUUGAUAUACUGAAGAUACAGUAAAAUUAAUUUUCAAUUUUUUUGAGAAAAUGACAUUUCAUUGAUUUUUGUCUCACCUGAACGAAGUUCGGCAGAGACCUAAAACAUGUAGUUUUAAUUCACGAUACAUGGAAAUCUGCUCGCAUAUGACAUCACAAAUCAAAAAAUUAAACUCCUAAUAAUAACUUUAAAAAAAUCUCUGAUAGAUUUUCCUCAAGCCUUCAUCAAUAAUUUUAAUUGAUUUUUUCUGCCAUUUUUACAAACAAAAAUUUUGUCAGGGUGAAUUUCCCAGUAACACAUGAGCCUAGAGUGUAAAUGACUCUGAGGCGUGUGACCUGUGGAUAGUGCAUUUUAUCAUUUAGAAGCAGAUAAUGCAAUCCUGCCAUCUACUGCUGAAACUAUGCCAGGUCAAAUACUCUCCACUAUUCUUGUUCACUCGAAAUAUCAGUUAAAAUUUCAAAGCAUUAUGCACUGUAUUUCAUUGGAAUAAUUUACGCUGAAAAGGGAGAAACACUAAAAAAGUACUUUGUUCACAGUUGCUAAAUGAAUGUAUGUAUGUAUACAUGUAUACAGUACAUAAUACAUGUCGGCGCCUAGGCGGGCAAAUAACUAGAAAAAUACAUGUAUAACAUUUAUAAAUGUUCAUUCAUACAGAUAAAUCUCUAGUAAAAAAAUCACCCAUUAAAUUCAAAGCAAUUUUUCAGACAAAAAUAUGAACGUAUGCAUUGACUUCUUUAAAGUUGAAUUUUGCCUAUAAAGUCAAAUAUAUUUCUAAAUUCUCAAAAGAAUCAAAUAAGGAAUGCUGUCUAGCAAUGCUUAACUCAAAAUGAGUGAAUAGACGGGUAGGGUAUAUAAUUCUUUUUGGUAAUUAGACCCCGUUCUCAUUACACUUUCUAAAACUAGUUAACUGGAAACCGGUUCAGGAAGCCAGUUUGGAAGAUCGCUUUGCUAGCAUUCCCAUUUGAUCACCCGAAAGUGGUAUUUCAAAAUCACUUCACGUAAAGUGAUCUUGUUGCUACGGGAACGCUCUCAGUGGGAUGACACGUUUCGCGUGAAAUUUGCAAACCGCAGUGUAGGCAUUCUACACACAGUAGGUGGAGUAGCGUGCUCAAAAUGUGCGAAGAUCGCUUCCCGAAGAAUGGUUCUGUCCUCACGCUAAAACCAGUUUAACGAAGCAAAGCGAUCUUGAAAACUACAUCGCGAGGUGGUUUUAUGAACCGGUUCGGAAGAUAGCUUCCAUGAUCACUUCAACCGUUCUCUUUACACGUAAAACUAGUUUCCACUAAACUAGUUUUAGGAAGGUAGUGAGAACGAUGUCAUAGAGUAAUGCUUAUGAACAUUUGAGUUUGUUUUCUCACACACUUUCAUGUAUCUGGUUGAUAUUGGUAUGUUCAUGCGCAAAAUGCUAUUAAAUGGCAAAAGUUCCUUUGAUUGGUUUCAAUACCAAAUUGCACACUGUACAUAUAGGAUCAGAUUGAGAAACACAUCUUCUGACACCUCUAUGAAGGUUAUAACAGAGUUUGUCCAUUCAAGUUUGGAAAUAACCCGAAGCAUAGUGACAGGACCAGUGACAGGGUCUAUCAACUCUGUGUCACAUUUAGCCACAACAUAUACAGUUGUAGCUCUCCAAAGGAAGUGAAAAGACAACAGGGGGAAAAUGAAUAUUGUUACUCACCUAACGACGGCACAGAGGCCAGCUUGUUGCCCGUUAUUCCUGCUGUCACCCAUGGUGAGAAAGUGUGUCAUCCUUCAAUAAACUGCGGAUAGAGACAACUGAGAGAGUAGCAAUUCCUGAGAGUGAAAAGAAAUGCUGAGAGCCAGAGAGCUGCAUACGACUGUGGUUCUCGAGUCGUAGAGUCUGUCCACAAGGCUGAAAUCCUUUUGUGGCAUUGUGUCAAACACAUCCGCAGCCAUAGAACAUGCCAUGGACAUGGGAGUCAGGAAAUCAAACUUGGCAAUAAGCAGACGAGGUCGACUGAAUCGAUGGCUGAACACCAAGAAGCCAACCUGGCAUGGUGUGUACAUGUAGCUAAUACAGCACUUUAAAAAACCUUUGUUUCCUGAGCAAAGGAUUUCCUCUGAAAGGAUGUUCAACAUUUUCCUGCCCUGCUCUGCAACCAUUAAAAGUUUUAUCGGAAAAGUGCUCUGAAGUGGGUGUGGGUGAAGGCUCUUGAAGUUUCCCUAUGCAGUUUUAAUCAGCGCUUUAAAGGAUCCAGCAUUUGGCAACUUCCUGAUGCAGAUUUUUAUCUUGUUGAUGUCCCUCGGUCAGAGCGAGUGGUUGCUUGUAUAGGGUAUUCCUCUCUGCAUGUGCAAUGUAGUUGGAACAAUUGCAUGCAGUACACAUGAGAGCAGACUGCAGAGCAGACAAACCAGAGACAUAACUAUAUAUCAGUUCUUCAAAUCAUCAAAGCAUAGACGGACUUGAGUCGCGUUGCCAUGCAGAUCUGCAGAUAAUAUUCUCUGUCCUUUUGGAUCAUACGUUCGGAGAAACCGAGGCCUAUGAAAUGGAUUAUUGGAUUAAUUGAUAGGAUUAUCCAAGUUGAUUGUUUUUGUUGAUGAGGAUUUCCAAGCAGGAUCAAAGCCAUUCUAUAUAGCAGAGCUUGUUGUAAUAACCAUUUUGGAUUGUCAUGUUGUUCUACACAAUGUUCACAACACAGAGGAAACUGACCCACUAGUGUCUCUUAAUGAUUGUCACUGAAAAUAUGCUGGUGGGUGCUUCCCUGGACCAACAUGCACUUCAAGUUAACGUGUAAUUGCUAAGAAAUUAUGAAAGAAUGUCAUGGACCAUAGCCUCUACUUUAUAUUAUCAGCCAGUGUUUAAUCUGGAUAUCAUUCAAUGAAUACCAGAGCUGUAGAGAGUGUCUGGUCACAUCCAUACUUAUUUAUCUUGAAGUUGCAAAACAUUAAGUUUGGAAAUUUAAAGUGAAUGUUGAUAGCUUCAUCAGUUACCCAAUGAUCAAUAAGCAUUGGAGUGGCCAAGUGAGGAAUAAUAUUUUGAGUGGCUCGGAGAGUUGAAGAUAGCUACCUGCUUGAUCGUAAAGAUCAGAGUCAAGAGAAGUGUUCAGUCAUCGCUUUUCGAGAACUACAUGUACUUGUAAUUACCAAGUGAAUCAAAAUGGAGGAUUCUACCCCAAGCAGGACCAGUCAGAGUUUCAGAAACAAACAACUGAAUCGCUUAUCGGGUGUCUUCAAGCCCAUGUCGAAGAACAGACCGAUGAGCACGGGGAGCUCGAGUGUCUUUCGCAAGCCCAGCUUCACGGGACAUUUCGCCCGCGGCAAUAGCAGCAGUAGCAGCAGCGCAAGUAGCAGUAGCAGCAGCAGAGGGAGCAGCGGAGGGGGGAGUAGCGUCUUAGGGAGUGGCUUAGGGAUCAGUGGAGGGUUCAGUAGAUGGUCCUCGAGGGAGGGGUCCAAGAAGAGGCCGGCACCGCCCCCUCCGGAAAGCCCAGGGGGAUCCCCGAGGAGGACGGGAACUAGGUCUUCCGGGUAUAAGCCGGUCUUGAGGAUGGUUAAAACCAAACCAAGACUAAAAGGUUUGUCUGGGACUGGUCUGUUGAUGUCGGUCAUUAGAACACUCUCUGCAAGCGAGGACGAGCAGCAGCGGGGUGUGGAGAAAGCGAGACUAGAGAAGGCAUAUAGGGAGUGUGACAGGAAACUUGAUAAGCUUAUUACAGUAAACUAUGACACCCUCACCAAAACCAUCCAAGCAUACAGCAGCAUCUCAGGGCGGAUCAAGAAUGCGAGGGAGAGGACCAAGGUCGUCAAGGCGGACCUUCUAUCCUGCAAGGAACUCCUCCACUGCAGAAGGGACGAGCUACGCAAGCUAUGGCUGGAGGGGAUCGAACAGAAGCAGGUCCUAGCACUCCUUGAUCAGAUUGAAGACGUAAAGAGUGUAUCCACCCGUCUUGCCACAUUCCUAGCCAACAAACACUACCUUCAUGCCACCGAGCUCUUGACCAAGACCAUGGGUCAGUUGGAUGGGGACCUCAAGGGGGUCGAGGCCCUCAGUGAGACCAGGAUAGAGAUGUUUGCCAGGAAAGAUCAACUCAACACAACACUUCUCAUGGAACUCAGGGAUCACCUUUAUGAGAAAUCAGCCACCACAUUCCAAACGAACUUCAACCGCGGCGGAUCCCUCCGAGGAUCGGGUGGGAUCGGAGGAGACGCAUCGCCCAAGCUUUCAAGGAAACAAGCCCUCAUAGAGAUGGCAGGAUCAGCCAGGAAGGCAGCCUCAAAAACACCAAGAAAAUCACCUAUGUUGAGCGAUAGCUCUGACGAGGAGAAUCGACCCAUCACAGAAGACCUGACAUUGGAUCCCGAGACCAAUGUAGAUCAUUACAUCGCCAUCUUGGUGGAAUCACUGUCAUUACUGAAGAGAAUACCAGAGGCUGUUGAGGCAAUCAAGGGUGAAGUACAGUCCGAGCUUGCAAAGAUUGUUCACAAGUCAACAGCAGACGUUGCUGAUAACGCGAAGCAGCGAGGAGAGAACAUCAUGCAGCAGAACCAACCCAAACUCCUAGAAGAACUCCUAGAUCUAAUCUUUGAGAGGUUCAAGUGCGUAGCAUCGGCUCACAUGUGUGUCCUAGGUGCUCUACAGAGGAUAACGACGAGUGGAGAUGUUCAGCUCUACACCAUGGGGGAUAUCUGGUCAAAGAUACAGACGCAGCUUCAAAUGAUCCUGAGUAGUUACCUUGAUGUUAGGAAUGUAACAGCUACAGCCCAGCAAGCCACUUCAGCAUUCACUGAAGUCAGUGCUAGUGAUCUGAAUACGUAUUUCAGCAGACGAAAGCAAGUUAGACAGAGAAAGGUUCCUCUAUUCCGCUUUGAUAUGUCAUCCCAUGCUAUUAGUAUGACAAACUAUAUGAGAGAGCAGAAACAAGAGUUUUAUGGCUCGGAUGGUCAAGUGUUAGCGGAGGAUGAGACGAGCGAGCAGACGCAGAUGGUUUGUAAGCCUAGUAUCAAGAACAUCACCAUCAUCUUUAAACCACUCAAUAGAUUCAUCAAGGAUAUUGAGGCUUCUAUGAAUGUCACAAAUGGAAACCAUUGCACAUUACAUCAUUUUGUAAGUGACUUUGUGAAGGAAAUCUUCUUAGGAUAUCUUCAAGGUGACAUUGAGGAAGAUCUUCAAGCUGCUACCAAAGGAAGUGAAUCCCUGAAGUCGCUGGUGGACAUGCAGACCCAGAAGACCUUGGGCGCCCCCUGUCCUUUACUUCAAGCAGUGGUUACCAUGGACAAGGCCGUGUCCUCGCUCCGGCAACUGACCACCGACUUGCCGUCGUAUGCUGACCAGUUCCUUCAGAUGUUGUGCACCAUCCUACAGGAUUACAAGGAGACCUGUUAUGCAACUUACAGAGGCCUGGUUCAACCGGAAUCAGAAGACAAGAGAAUCUUCAGUGCUUCGUGGGUGAAGGAUACCGGUAUCAACCAAUGUCUACGCUACCUACCCAACUGGCUCAACCUCCAGGAAGAGAGAAAAGCUGAUAAAGACUCCAUCGAUCAGGUUCCAGAAACCAUUGAAGAUAUCCGAGAGAGAAACGAAAAGGAGUCUGAAUUACUGGUGACAAACUUAGGAGACAAGCUUCUCCAGACACAUGAAGUGCUGACCGAUCUAGGUUCUCUGCGAUUACUUGCCAAUCUUCAUGAAAGUCUGGAAUGGUUUGCUUGUCGGGUAAGAAACUUUGCCGGCCUUUUACCCAGCCAGGGAUUCAACACGCUCACAGUUCCAGGCUCGGUAUCGUUGGAAAUACCUCCAGUGGAUAUGAGUCUUUUACAUUCCCUGAUUGGUCUGGCCAAAGAGUUCCAGGACCUAGCUGACACAUGUCUGUUGGUUCUUCAUCUGGAAGUCAGACUUCACUGUUUCUUCUUCCUAAUGCCAGUAACUAAACAAUCAAGUUUCUUUACAAGUGUUGAUAGCGUGGAUCCAGACCCUAAUGUUAUCAAACUGAGUAAGGAUCUUACCAGUCUGGAGGAAGCACUGCAUACCAGUUUGCAUCCAGCUAAGUUUAAGUACGUGUUUGAAGGGUUGGGUCAUCUGGUAAUGUAUCUCCUUAUCAACAGCUCACAGUACAUCAAGAGAAUUAACGAGAACGGUAUCAAGAAGAUGUGCCGGAAUAUCUUCAUUCUACAGCAAAACCUGACAAAUAUCACCAUGUCAAGAGAGACUGAUUUGGACCAUGCUAGGCAGUACUAUGAACUCAUGUAUAAGACUACGGAUGAUAUUCUGAACAGCAUUGUAGAGCAAGGAGCUGCUUUCAAGGAACUGGAGUAUCGGAACAUAAUCAACCUUCUACAUCGCAGCAGCUCGGCUUAUGAUCAGAAGUCACUCGGGCAGAGACUGAAGAAGCUCGAAGAGAUCAUGACCGAGGCGGUGUAGAGUGGUCCUGAGACGGCAGGAGACCCAAAGACUAUAAAAGACAUUGUGAUGGAUGUGCGAUAGAAGCAGAUUUAGAGGCUGGGGAUGCUACAAGAAAGAAAUCAGAGUUUAUAAUAGGUCAUGACGGAAUAUCUCAAAGUGGCCUUGUGAUGCCUAAAAUCCAAAGACUCCAAAGAAGUUUGAAGACUCCAAAGAAGUUUGAAGACAUCGUGAUUGAUGUGCAUCAGCAACAGAUCAAGAGACUGAGGAUACUGAAAGAAUGGAAACCAGCGUAAGAGGUCAUGACUGAAGUAAGCUAGACCUGUGUCGGCAGCAAAGCUGUAGUGGACGUGCAACAGUGGCAUAUCCAAAGGCUUGGAUGCUUAAACUGUCAAAAUUGAAAGGUUCUGAUUAAAUUUUUGUUUAAGCAUACCUAAUAUGGCAGCAGAUCCAGAGACUAAAAAAUAAGCUUGAAAACAUUGUAAUACAUGUUCAACAGUGACAUAUCUAGAUGCUGGGUAGCUUGUAGUAGUCCGGGUUGAAAGGACAUGACUGAAUCUGUAAAAUGUGGACCUGGACCAUUUCAUGAAAGUUGUCAGCACUGACAAGCUGUUUUUCUCUGACAGUUACCAUAGUAACAGUCAGAGGCUAGUGCUUCUUAGCCAAUCAAAACCAAGGAUUUCAUUAAAAUUGUCAGCACUGACAAUUUAGUUGGUAUUGACAUCUUUCAUGAAACACCCACCUGCAAUGGCAACAGACUCAGACAUCACAGGGAUUUAAGAUAUCAUAACCGACUUGUAGAAUUGGCAGACCUAGAGGUUGAGGACUCUAAGGAAAUCAAUAAAAAAUAGAAUACAGCAGUGGCAAGUACAGACACUUCGAGAAGAGCUCAAAGGAGAAUGGAACCUUCGAAAGAAAUGGGCUUGUGUGGAAACAGAUAAAUCAGAGAAUAAGAUCAAAGAAAGUUUUAGAAAAAUGAGACAGUUUUGAGCAUUUGAAUAUUGCGAUUACUAAUGCUAUGGAGAUUCUCCCAUUGGCAAUGCAACAAAAAUGAGUGAUGUCACAUGUAGAUAACUGUCCCUUUGAUGGACUAUUAUAAAAUACCUCCAAAAUGUCUCUUUUUGCUCUUAUGGUGAUACAAACUCUUUAUCCUUAAUGUAUUCUUUGAAAAUCUAUGUUACAUGCUGUCCUAUAGAAAGAAUACAUGAUCUACUGAUAGAUGUGAUAAAAGAGGCUUUUUGAGUGAAAUAUAUACAAAAGUCAUGGCAAAGUUGUUCACAUGUGACAACAAAUUUUUGCCACAUUUUCGAUGGGAGGAGCUACAUUACAAUAAUGAUCUAAACUUCAAAUGCUCAUAAUUUUCUAAUUAUUUAUUCAAUUUUUCUCAAAUUUUAAUUUUUCUAUUUUUGCACAAGCUUUCCUGAUUCAGUCAUGAUCAUAGUGGGCAAUACCCACAGACUGAAAUUCCUUGGGGGGUUCAUGACCGAAGCCGUAGAAAGAAGCAGAAAAUGUAGAAACUGAAGAAGUAUCAAGAUGCGCAUUUGGAAACAUUGAACAAAAAUUUGUCAAGUUGAGAAAGCCUAGAAAAUCACAUUGCCAGUAUUUUGUUUAUAUGACUCAAUCUCCUGAUAAAGAGUUAAUACUCUUUGUUGUCAUUAUCCUGCCUUUUUACUACUUUUGAAAUAUUUUCGGUAGUGAGUGGUGUAUCCCCCGAUGAUCUGCCAGUUUGUAGCCAAUAGCCUUCUAUAAGGAAGAAUACAAGUUUGAAACAUUUGUUUUCAUCAGGGUUCCGUAAUGCAAAUGAUAGCGAUUAAUUGUAAGCUUGAUUUUGAUGAUUAAGUGUACAUUGUUGUCAAUGCAAUCAAUGGUAAGAAAAAUGUUCAAUGAUGAUUGCUAUAAAGCUUUGUGCUACGGGCCCUUGGAUAAACAUUUCGACUCAUAUUUUUGCACUGCUUGUAAUUUUUUCUUUUAAAUUCAUUUAGACACACUCUAUAUUGAUAAUGAAACUAGUAUAACAGACACUUGGUCAAGCCAGAAUCCAGUAUAACUAGGAAGUCAAGGUGUUGUGGCUCAGUGGAUAAGCCUCCAGACUUUGAACCACAAGGUCCAAGGUUCAAAUCCCACCAUGUCACUCAUGUCCUUUUGCAAGGCGUAUAUCAACAUUUGCCACUCUCCACCCAGGUGUAGUAAAUGGGUACCCGGUAGGAAGGAAAUCCUUGAAUGCUCGAGCACCCGAUCUGGGUAGCCGUGCUAAAGCCUUGCUAACAGUAUGCAGUGGUUAGAAACAUUGUAUUAAGUGCUACAAUGUAUAUGAAUGUUGCAUAUUAUUAUUAUCAUCAUUAUUACUACUAUUACAGGCUUAACACUAUUUCAUUGAUUGAGUAAUAAUUGAGUAAUGGGAGGCAUGAUAGCUCAGUCGGUAGAGCAGGGGUUUGGGAACCCAGGUUCAAUUCUCUCAUGGUGCGCUGGUGCCCUUUAGUAAGGCGUUUAUCCUCAUUACCAGGAGAGGACCUUAAGCCUUUAGUGUUCUGGUUGCUUGCUAUUAAGCAUUCAUGCUUUCUUAGCAAUCCGGUAAAAAAUCAUCAUUUUGAGAUAUUAUUAGUUCAAAAAUUACCUUUGGAAAUUUCUGACAUCAAUCCCCAAAGGAGUGGCACGCUUGAGUAAUAAUAUGAUACAAAAUCUUGCCUUAUGAUUUUUUUUCUUUAUUGUAAUACAUUUAUUUAUAUUCAUUUAGCUGGUAACCUAAGUGCCCUAAUUAUCAGUAUUUGACAUGAUUUUACACUAUAGGCAACACUAAAAAGACAUGACACCACCAUCCCAAAAUAUUACAAAUAACUGUGUGGAUCAUGUACGAUUUCAAUUCAAGUCAAUGGGCAUUUAGCAUACUAUCUUUCUACAGGUAUCAACCAAGUCUGUUGGUAUAUGGGCUCCUGUAUUCAAAUCUAAAUUAUUUUGUUACUGAAUAACCAUAUCUAUUCUGAGCUUCUACUUAAUUUAUAGAAAAAAAGGUAGAUAUAUUGUGAUGAAAUAUGUGCAAUAUGAGUAUUGUACCAAAUUUAUGUGUACUUGUAUAGAAAGUUGUCUAUUGUAAUAUUUGCAUGAUGAAGUUGCAUGUUAUGAGUAUGUGAAAGUUCUUACCCGUCUACAUUCGUUUCUUUUUCAGGAAAAAAGUGUUAAAGGGGAAUAAUAUAAAUCAAAUUCACGUGUUUUUUUUCUAUAUAUAUAACAAAUACAUGUACUAUUUAUCAGUGAAUUAUAUUGCAAUAAAAUGUCUCUUGUCCACUGUCUUAUACCACAAAUAGAGUUGCAAGUGGGUUGCAAACCCUGAAUAUAUGAACAAUUUAUUCUAAUAUUUGUUUGUGUUUUUUUAUAAUUUAUGUUUUCUCUAAUCUGAGAUAGAGAGGACUACAAAUUUAUGUGAACAUAAAUUAGGGCUAUCCGAUAGAUAAGAAAAUCUAAAUAUUGUGACAUUGAAGUGUCAAUGAAUAGACGGUAAUAGUAGGUCCAUGGUAAUAUAUUUCCUCUCAUGAUGUUGCAAGCAAUCGAUAUCUAAAAGUUUCGCACGAAUAAUCUGCCUUGAAAAUCUAGAAAACCCAGACAUUCAUGAAUAUUAUGAUUCAUCCAGUAAACUUGGAAAUAUUAGUCAUAAAUCAUGCACUGGAAUUGAUUGAAAAUUUCUAUGAAGAAACAUACGAGUCUUGAUGUUUCACCAUCCACUGUUGGCUUCAUCUGGCAAAUGAUUUAUAACUGACUAAUGAUAUACCCAGACAUUAUCUGCAUUAUCCAAAUCCCGCUCACUAGGGUUCCAGUGAAAGGGUAAUAAAAAAAGGGCUGCCGUUCCAGCAUUAUUUUAUUUUGAUGCCUUAUACACUAUUGAAUCAUACCCUUUAAACUUUACAAGUUUGUCUAAUGUUGUAAAGCCUUGUUCCUUCCAUCAAGUCAUUCACUUUUAAAGUGAGAACAAAAAAAUCAUAAUAUAUUCCUAAUUCUGUGAUAUUUUCUUUCUUGCUCAUUCCUGCUAAAUGUGCCUUUGUUACUAUGAAUUCUAGAACCCAUCUAAAUACUUAAGUAAUCAAUAAAUCUGUGUUUAGUUUCUACUUUUAUUACAGAAUUAUGAUCGAAUUUUGAAUCUAUCUUGAUAUUGUAGAGAAUUGUUGCUAGAAACUGUAAUGAAAACUUACACCAACUCAUUACAAUCUUUCAUACCAUUUUUUUCCUUUCUAUUCAUAUAUGAUGUUAAAUUAUUUAAUUGCAUUUUUUUUUUUAAAUCAACUUUUCAUGUCCCCCUCGCCUAUUUUGUAUGUGUGAAUUUUCUUUUGAUAAUAAUUAUGUGUUUAGUGGACUCUAGAUGUUAACGAGCCCUCACAGCAUCUAGUGCCAUGCAAAUCAUCCAUAGAUAUAAAUUUAUAGAUUUAGGAUGAAGUAAAGAAAGAAGUCAUAGACAUGGUAAUUUCUGUAUAGAUAAAUAUACUUGUACAGUUUAUUAUUGUACAAUGUACAUAGAAAUAAAGUAAACUUGUACAAUAAGAUACAAUCUA
Lytechinus pictus (painted urchin) is the source of this 11713-nucleotide messenger RNA. RefSeq names its product exocyst complex component 4-like. The record is from RefSeq and is a predicted model, not a curated record. Gene Ontology annotation, biological process: chemical synaptic transmission; Golgi to plasma membrane transport; exocytosis. Gene Ontology annotation, cellular component: growth cone membrane; exocyst; synapse. Bases 3942 to 7196 code for a protein of 1084 amino acids. Lineage: Eukaryota; Metazoa; Echinodermata; Echinoidea; Temnopleuroida; Toxopneustidae. The transcript is spliced from 23 exons.